UGGGUUAAUAUGAAGGCAGCUCAGAGCUCUGUGCAAUAAGUUAGCUAACUCUUAAAAGAGAUGCAUGGCGAUUAUUAAAUCAUUUUGGAUCUGUCGUAUCUCUGCUAUGUUGCGUGCCGGGAGCUGGAGAGCAGUUGGCAAGGAAGAAUGACCUUUAACCUUUAAUAUGGCAUGAAUAUGCUGUGACGGACUUCAUCUAACAGUGGAAUUAGUGUCGUGGGACAUUAUGACCAUUCUGUCAUGGGGGACUUGACAGAUGAUGUCGGUGAUCAACAGCGAGCUGAGUGUGGACAGUGAAGGAUGACCUCUAUUAGCUGAAAGCCCCUACCAUGCUCCAGAGAUAUGCUGUGUAAACUCUAAUGUGCUCUGGAUCCACAAUGCUCCGGAGGUGGCUGUUAGCUCUGGUGGCCCGUGUUGGGGUCAUAGUGCUGGUGGUGUGCUGCUGCCUAUCUCUCCUCUACCUGCUGGCCUGCAAACCCCCCAGAAGCCACAGCCAUCAACAGGCCCUGGUUUGGGCUGGAGGAGCCACCAGUAAAGAGGGUUACCUGGCGCUACUGCAGGAGAGCGAGGACACACACAGACACUAUAUUAACAGUCUCAGUAAGCAGAUAGCCCAGCUCAAAGAGGCUCUCCAGAUGAGGACCCAGCAGCUGCAGGAGUCUCUGGAAAAGGCCAGGGCCAAAGGGGUUCUACCUAUGGGGCUGGAGGACCUGCGUAGGCCCCAGACACACACCGACCUCCAGGAGUUCUUCAAGGCCCAGUUGAGCCGGGCUGAGGUCCAGUCUAGUGAGAAGUUGCCCAGCGAGUACGCCGUGAUUCCCUUCGAAAGCUUCACCCUGCACAGGGUGUACCAGCUCGAGAUGGGGCUGACCCGUCACCCAGAGGAGAGGCCUGUGAGGAAGGACCGGAGAGACGAGCUGACAGGCACGCUGGAGACAGCCCUGCAGGUCCUCAACGGACCCCAGAGACACGGGGAGCGCCACCGACGCUCCUAUUCACCAUUGGACUUCAUAGAGGGGCUAACCCGUACAGAGCGUGACAAGGGGACAGUGUAUGAGCUGAUGUUUAAGGGCGAGGGGCCGCAGGACUUCCGACAGUUGGUGUUCUUCAGACCUUUCGGCCCGGUGGUCAGGGUGAAGAAUGAGAGGGUGGACACACGCCACAUGCUCAUCAAUAUCAUAGUCCCACUGUCCAGGAGGGCUGACACAUUCAGACAGUUCAUCAACAACUUCAGAAAGGUGUGCGUCCAGCAGGAAGGGAAGACCCACCUCACUGUGGUCUACUUUGGCAGGGACCAGAUUGACGAGGUUAAAGCCAUCAUGGAUCAGACAUCCAGGGAGACCCAAUUCCGGAACUUCACGCUGAUCCAACUGAACGAGGAGUUCUCUCGUGGGCGGGGCUUAGAAGUGGGCGCACGGGCCUGGAGACGGAGCCACAACGUGCUGCUCUUCUUCUGCGACGUCGACAUCCACUUCACCCUAGACUUUCUCACUUCCUGCAGACUCAAUGCAGAGCCUGGUAAGAAAGUGUUCUACCCAGUGCUCUUCAGUCAGUACAAUCCAUCGCUUAUCGACAAUAACCAGAGUCCCUUCCCUUCUAUUCAACAACAACUGGUGAUAAGGAAGGACACUGGAUUCUGGAGAGAUUUUGGGUUUGGCAUGACAUGCCAGUAUAGGUCUGAUUUCAUCAACAUAGGUGGGUUUGACCGGAACACCAAAGGCUGGGGUUUGGAGGAUGUUCACCUGUACAGAAAGUACCUGCACAGCAAGCUGAUGGUGAUUCGCUCUCCCUCCCGUAGCCUCUUCCACCUGUGGCAUGAGAAGCAGUGUGCGGAUGAGCUGCCGCCAGACAAGUAUAAGAUGUGUAUGCAGACCAAGGCCAUGAGCGAGGCCUCUCACGGCCACCUGGGGGAGCUGUUCUUCACACAGGAGAUCCAGGAGCAUCUGCAGAGGCAGAAACUACUGAAUGACUCAAGUCGCUUGAGGUAGAGGUUGCCCCAUAACCACAGUUCUAAGAUCAGACUACCCUACCCCUUUUCAUAGCCUUAACCAUUAGGAGGUUGAGCUAUAUCUGACCCUGGACCUGUGGUCAUGGUUAUGAAAUCAGAACCUCUGGAGAGGAGAGACAUCCUCUGGGUUUUUUUGAGAGAACAAUGUCCUCAUCAUCCUACAGACUCAACUUAGGGACUGGGGAGGGCAUGUAGAGGGAUGAGACAUUAACUUUUUAAUACCAAGAUUGGAACUUGAUUUAAUUGAAAUAUGGAUGUGAUGUUAUGUACUCAUUGUACAUCAUCUUUGCCAUUUUGCUGUCUGACGAUGGCCUAAUGAUCUGAUGAGUCUGUCCUAUGAGCAUUUGGUUGAAAAUACUUUGUAAAGAUGUCUUUCAACUUCUUGUGCUCACUGGGUGAAACCAAGGAGGGCAGAAGAUCCUUACCCCCUUUGUUGUAUUGAGACUGCCAACCUGCUAUGGACUCAACUCAAUGAAAAUAAUAUUUUUGUAUAAAUGAAGGGAAGGAUGUUUUUGUAUAAUACUGUAUUUGAAUAUGUAUUAGAAUAAUACAGGAUCAUAAUUAUUUAAAGGUUUUAGUUAUAUGAAUUGAUAUAUGAAUUCAGAGAAGAGAAACAGACUGUUAGUGGUUAAGCAUUUUCAUAUUAGGCCUACUCUACAUUCCUUCAUUUCAAGCUGUUGACCACAUUUGGGUACCUAAGCACAGUGGGUUCCCAAACAUGAUGCAUUAUGACCCACCUAAUAGAUAAAACCAUGUUUGUAGCCACAACCCAAGCUUUACAAACCAAGAGGAACUGUCCGGGACCUAACCAACCAACGGACUUGGAGCCCAUGUCCUGGAUAGAAGGAUCAAGUAGCCUAAUUAAAAGAAUGCUGAUUGCAUGCACUAUCAUAGCAUUUUUUAUAUGAUUUGGGAGUAGAUUAGCAAUUGCAUGUAUGUCAAUAUUUGUGGUAUUUCUUGUCUUGCAUUGCAACAUUGGGAGAGUCAAUAUUUCGAAACCAUCUCUCUCUCUCUUCCUUCCUCCUUCCCCUAUAUCUCUCUCUCUCUCUCUCUGUGUGUGUGUGUGUGUGUGUGUGUGUGUGUGUGUGUGUCUGUGUGUGUGAGAGAGAGAGCAGUCUAUAGGUCUACAACUGGCACUAUUUCAUGGUCAGGCAUGUUUUGGCACAGAAUAGAAGAAAGACUUUGGUGGAACCUGUGGGAACCUCUAUGAAAAU
Messenger RNA from Coregonus clupeaformis (lake whitefish), 3222 nucleotides. RefSeq names its product chondroitin sulfate N-acetylgalactosaminyltransferase 1-like. The coding region runs from base 360 to 1988 and encodes 542 amino acids. NCBI's taxonomy places the organism in Eukaryota, Metazoa, Chordata, Actinopteri, Salmoniformes, Salmonidae. Gene Ontology annotation, molecular function: glucuronosyl-N-acetylgalactosaminyl-proteoglycan 4-beta-N-acetylgalactosaminyltransferase activity. The transcript has 10 exons. Gene Ontology annotation, cellular component: Golgi cisterna membrane. The record is from RefSeq and is a predicted model, not a curated record.